AUGGAGGUGACCUCGGUGGAGCUCGGUCACACGGCGGCCUCUAAGUGCUAUGACGACGACGGUCGCCUCAAGCGCACCGGGACGAUGUGGACGGCGAGCGCGCACAUUAUCACGGCCGUGAUAGGGUCCGGGGUGCUGUCGCUGGCGUGGGCCAUCGCGCAGCUCGGCUGGGUGGCCGGCCCCGCCGUCAUGCUGCUCUUCUCCUUCGUCACCUACUACACGUCGGCGCUGCUCGCCGACUGCUACCGCUCCGGCGACGCGUGCACCGGCAACCGCAACUACACCUACAUGGACGCGGUUAACGCCAAUCUCAGUGGCAUCAAGGUGCAGCUCUGCGGGUUCCUGCAGUACGCGAACAUCGUCGGAGUCGCCAUCGGCUACACCAUUGCCGCCUCCAUUAGCAUGCUGGCGAUCAAGAGGGCGAACUGCUUCCACGUGGAGGGGCACGGGGACCCGUGCAAUAUCUCCAGCACGCCGUACAAGCUCAACCUGUUCCGGCUGAUGUGGCCAACGGCGUUCGUGGUGGCCACGACCGUGGUGUCCAUAUUGCUGCCCUUCUUCAACGACGUGGUCGGGCUCCUGGGCGCGCUCGGCUUCUGGCCGCUCACCGUCUACUUCCCCGUGGAGAUGUACAUCGUGCAGAAGAAGGUGCCCAGGUGGAGCACGCGGUGGGUGUGCCUGCAGCUGCUCAGCCUCGCCUGCCUCAUCACCACCGUUGCCUCCGCCGCGGGCUCCGUCGCCGGAAUCAUCUCUGACCUCAAAGUGUACAAACCGUUCGUCACCACCUACUGA
Miscanthus lutarioriparius is the source of this 792-nucleotide messenger RNA. Lineage: Eukaryota; Viridiplantae; Streptophyta; Magnoliopsida; Poales; Poaceae. The record is from the annotation of a GenBank genome assembly.